AUGAGUUGAGGCACUGUGCGCUAGACACAACUAAACCCCGAACCGAGAACCCGUUCUGGGGGCGGCAGUGCGCUCGUUGCCUCGGUACAGAUCGGUCAUUCGGACCCGCGGCCCGGUCCCUUCGCGUGGUUUCGCCUUUCCGCUCCGCUAGCCUGUGUGCUCCGAAAGAGUGCUCGCCGAAGAAAGUGUCCAAUUCUUAUCGACGGUUCCCUGUAAAGAAGGGGAAGAAGCGAAAUGUUGUGAUACGAUCCGGCGACCGCUACUCCACUCUAUCAUCACGAUCAUUACCUUUCAGCCUACGUAGUGCGGAUCGGCCUACCUUCUGUCUAAAUAUCUCUUUUCUGGGGCGCAACCGUAGUGCAACCGGGCGGUAGUGUUUUAUAACCGUGUUCAUCGUGUCCUCUCUAACCUGUGCAUUCAGCAGCCGCAAGACCAGCAGCCAUUAAAUCGGCUAAUAAGCUCUCGUAAGCCCAGCUGGUCCGAGCUUGUGGACGUCACCGAACGCAGCCACUGGAGACAUCGAUAAUGGAACGUCUGCCGCGCGGCUAGGGCUCCACGAUCCGUAGUUCUAUACGGAGCAAGGGAACCGGGGCGGGCGCGACAACAAGUGUAAGAGGCUCUAGGUUCGGGCGAUUGGCCACUUCGACGCAGGCUCAGCAUAAUUACUGGGUGGACGAGUUAUGACGAAAGCUACAACGCCGGGCCACCACCAUGCAGCAGCAGCACCGGGAGUGUACGAAAGGCGAAGGUAUGCACCGGUCCCGGUGGCGGGGCUGGUGCUGCUCGUCGCCGGGUUGGUGGUGUGUGGCCUGCCCGACCCCUGCAGCGGCCAGCGCGAGUCACAGCUGCGGCUGGGCAAGGCGGUAAACGUGUUCCUACGCUACGGCUAUCUCUCGAUAUCGAUGAAGGUCAUCUCGUACAACGACAGCGAGCGCUGGCUGUUCAAGGAGCCGACGAACAACAUCUUCAAGGGACUCGAUCUGCUCAAGACGGAAGAGUACGAGGUGAAGCCGGGCAUCUUCAACGGUGACUUCCACAUGGAGUUCUGCGACAACCGGCGGCAGCUGUUCCAGGCGUACUUCCGCGACUUCCAGAUCGAGCGGCUCGACAGCCCGUGGCGGGCGUACACCGAGGGCUGGCACCCGGAGGUGGCGGCCAAGAAGCUAGGCAUCCAAAGCAAGUACCUCGAGCGGGACGACUACUGCUACGUUUUGGUGCGCGUGUCCCGCUUCCGGGACAGUGCCCGGUUCGCGAAGCCGAUCCCGCCGAACCAGACGCUCGAGCCGGAGGUGUCGCGCAGGGUGCAGAGCGUCAGCGUCGGCGAUACGACGUCGGCGGUGCAGUUUAUGAACCGCUACGGGACGCACUACAUCAAUGCGUACGUCACCGGGAACUCGCUCUAUCAGGUGUUCGUGUUCAAUAAGCGCAACUACGCGCACGUGAAGGAGAAGCUGAAAACACGGGGUGUCCUCGCGCUCUCGCGGGUGGACCUGCACGAGCACUUUGCGCCCUGGUACGUGGAGCACAUGGGCAAGAUACGGUGCGCCAGUGGGAACGCGACGGUCGAGGCCUGGGCCGCCCGGAAGCUGCGGCUCUCGUACUACGUGUUCACGUACAGCAGCCUACUGAAGCUGCACGGCGACGGGGCGCUGCUGCGGAUACUGAGCGAGCUGCUCCAGAACGAGGCCAUCCUGCAGCUGGAUCUGCGCUCGCUGAGCGUCAUCUUCAAGGAUCCGGCCAAACGCGCCUGGUACGAGGAGAUCCUGGACAACUAUCUCAAACUGUGGGAAGUCAACAUGUAGCCGUGGUGAGCCGUGUCCUCGGCCUCCCCGACACAGUCGAACACUAGUGUUAUCAGUGGCAGACCUAGCGAAGGACGGAAGGCGGCCGUCGGUGCCGCACGUGGCCGCAGCGCUGCUAGUGUGCGUCUGUGAGCGAUGCAUUUCUGGGUAUCGUGCGAAGUCCGGAGUCCACUGUAGACCUGGUGCAAAACGCUACGAAAUCCUCCCCGCUGCUCCAGUGAUGUGUGCAAGAAUGGUGUGAAAUGGCCUAUCCUUUGUGGCGUGCGACGUGUCUGCAGGGCGUCCGUCAACCCCCCCGAGAAGCCGUGGUGGGACCCGUGGAUGAUUAGGUGCAAAUUUAUCGACAUAAGGCUAGGUUAAGGGUAGCUGUUAGCGUUGGGACCAGGAUGCAAGUGUAACCCACAAACUCACGCGCGCACACACACCCACACAAACACCCUUGAGGCAUCCACUACCCACUUCACUACUGUACUACUUCCACAUGCUGUGAUAGACUUAGCUAAUAGAGUGUUUGCCAGGAUGGGAGGGAUAUCGAUCAAGCGCGAAACCGAUCAAGCGCGAAUAGAGAUAGAGAACGAGCAUACUCUUGUCGGAAAGAGAAGAUGUUUGCUUAGUGUUUUAGUUUGUGCCUCGUGUGGAGUACCGGCAGCGUAUGGCCACAACGGGCUGCGGGCAACUAGUGUAACAGGACGAGGACCUUGUGCACAGUGCACAUGCGAAAGAAGCGCGGCGCAUUUCCCAAAAAGGAAGAUCGCGCUCAUGGCGCUUUAGUGACGAGAAACGUCGAUCGUUCGAUUUUAAAUCAACUAGUGAUAGGCAUAUUUAAGUGGACAGUAAAUAAAAAGAACCAAGCUUUAAACGUACGUUGGUUGAUUUUGGUUGGUUUUGUAACACGUCGUAAGUAAGCAAAGGGUCGAUAAUUUCAAAAUGAUCCACUUUCUAUUUAUUCACUGUUUCUCGCACGCACUAUAUACUUUCACUAAUAUCA
Molecule: messenger RNA, 2790 nt
Organism: Anopheles bellator
Lineage: Eukaryota; Metazoa; Arthropoda; Insecta; Diptera; Culicidae
Gene: tsl
Product: torso-like protein
Exons: 4
Coding region: 681-1802 (373 amino acids)
Source: RefSeq, a predicted model, not a curated record